UCCUGUAAACGGAGAGAGGGUGGAGCCGUGGAACACGGAAGGUGUUCAGUGAGUCCAUUUAGAGAGAACAGAGCAGAAGGAAGAAAGGUUAAAUUAACAUCAAGAAGAAGAAACGUUGAGGAGAAUAUGAGUGUUUGUGUGGAGGAAGAGGACGGAGCAGAGUCUCCAGGAUCCAGAUGUGUGUCUAUGAAGAAUGACUGGUUCAGAUGUGAGCCUCCAUCAUUCAGUCCUGAAUCUGGAGCCUCAGACACAAAAGUCCAGAACCAGAGACAAAGAGCAGACCCUCCAGGACCCAGCUGUCUGUCUAUGAAGAGUGACCGGUCCAUACCUGAGCAUCUAAACUUCAGUAAUGAACCUGGAGCCUCAGACACAAAACCUGCUGGACCUGGACCUGGACGCAGCUGUGUGUCCUUCAAGAGCGACCAGUCAAGGGAUGAUGUUAUUAAUUUCAAAGACCAACCUGUAUCAGAGUCACAAGUGGACCAGCAGAACUCAGAGGUUCCCAGUGCUCAGUCUGUCCAGCAGCACCAAACACACCUGGACUCCAUAUUUAUGCUGCUGGAGGAAAACAUUGUCACAUUUGUGAAGAAGGAGUUGAAGAAGAUCCAGAAGGUUUUGAGUCCAGAUUACCCAGAAUGCUUAGAGAAUCAGAGGGAGGAUGAGGAGGAGUUGGAUGGUGAGGAUGAAGAGCAGAGGAGGAGCAGCAGAGAUGCGUUUUUGAGGAUCACAGUGAACUUCCUGAGGAGGAUGAAGCAGGAGGAGCUGGCUGACUGUCUGCAGAAUCUAAUGGUUCCAGUGCCAGAGCCACGACCCAUUACAUAUUACCAGCAGAUGCUUCAAUCAAACCUCCAAGACCAGUUUGUGUUUGUGAAACCAGGCUGGUCAGAAGACGACCAACGUCUGGAUGACAUCUAUGCAGAGUUGUACAUCACAGCUGGGCCGGAUUCACACAUCAACACACAGCAUGAGGUCCAACAGCUUGAGACGACACAACAGAAGCAAAGAUCAGCAGAGGAGCCAGUGAAGCCCAGUGACCUGUUCAAACAGCCCCCUGGUAAAUACAGACGCAUCAGAACAGUGUUGACCAAUGGAAUCGCUGGGAUUGGAAAAACAGUCCUUGUGAACAAGUUUGUGUUGGACUGGACCCAACAAAGGUCCAAUCAAGACGUGCAUCUGAUUUUCCCCUUCACCUUCCGUCGUCUGAAUCCACUGAAGGGACAGAAGUUUAGUUUGUCAGAGCUCAUUCAUGAAUGUAUCCCAGAAACUGAGUCCAUCAGCCUGGAGGCUCUGAAUUACAUCUUUACACAUCUACAGUCAUCAGGAAAAAGCAAUUAUGACAAGAGCAGCUUCAAACUUCUGUUUGUGUUUGAUGGACUGGACGAGAGUCGCCUCCAAUUGGACUGUAGCACCAGUGAGAAGGAGACGGGUCAACGUGACGUCACAGAGUCCACCUCAGUGGAUGAGCUGCUGACAAACCUCAUCAGAGGAAAACUACUACGCUCUGCUCGCAUCUGGAUCACCACACGACCUGCAGCAGCCAAUCAGAUUCAUGGAGACUUUGUUGAGGUGGUGACGGAGGUCAGAGGGUUCACUGACCCACAGAAGGAGGAGUACUUCAGGAAGAGAUUCACAGAUGAGGAGCAGAGCAACAGAAUCAUGUCCCACAUCAAGAUGUCACGAAGCCUCCACAUCAUGUGCCACAUCCCAGUCUUCUGCUGGAUCACUGCUACGGUUCUGGAGGAUCUGCUGGAAACCAGAGAGGGAGGAGAGCUGCCCAAGACCCUGACGGAGAUGUACGCAGAGUUCCUGGGGUUUCAGAUGGAUCGGACUAAAGACAAGUAUGGACCAGAACAGAGCAGCAACUACAUCAAGUCAUUGGCUAAACUGGCUUUUAAGCAGCUGCUAAAGGGAAACUUGAUCUUCUAUGAGGAAGAUCUGAAAGAGAGCGGCAUCGAUGUCAGUGGAGCCUCAGUGUGUUCAGGAGUGUUCACAGAGAUCUUUAAACAGGAACGAGGGAGGAAAUCCAAGGACAAGAUGUUCAGCUUUGUUCAUCUGAGCGUUCAGGAGUUUCUGGCUGCUGUUCACAUGAUGCUCUGUUAUAACAACGGGAAGAUGGAGGAAUUGGAGGAGUUUGUGAAAGACUCCAAUCACACAGAAUCAUUCCUUGAAAAAAUAAAACAGGUUUUUGUUUUAUUUUCACCCUCAACUCUCUCAUCUCUGGAUGUUGUCCUGAGUAGAACCAUGUUUAAAUCCCUCCAGAGUCCAAGUGGCCACCUGGACUUGUUCGUUCGCUUCCUUCAUGGCCUCUGUCUGGAGUCCAACCAGAGAAUCUUAGGAGGUUUGCUGGGUCACACAGAGAACAGUCCAGAAACCAUUCAGACAACCAUAAACAACCUCAAGGUGAUGAACAGUGGUAGAAUCUCUCCAGACAGAAGCAUCAACAUCUUCCACUGUCUGAUGGAGAUGAACGACCACUCAGUCCAUCAGCAGAUCCAAGAGUUCCUGAAGUCAGAGAACAGAUCAGAGAAGGAACUCUCCUUGAUCCAGUGCUCAGCUCUGGCCUACAUGCUGCAGAUGUCAGAGGAGGUUCUGGAUGAGUUGGACCUGAAUCAGUACAACACAUCAAAAGAGGGACGAUGGAGACUGAUCCCAGUGGUGAGGAACUGCAGAAAGGCUCAACUUUCUGGCAGUGGACUCACAGAGACUCACUGUGAAAUUGUGGCCUCAGCUCUGAAGUCCAACCCGUCACAUCUGACACAACUGGACCUGAGUAACAACAACCUGCAGGACUCAGUGACGGUUCUGUGUGCUGGACUGAAGAGUCCUCACUGUCGACUGGAGACUCUCAGACUGUCAGGCUGUCUGCUCUCAGAGGAAGCUUGUGUCUCUCUGGCCUCAGCUCUGAGCUCCAACCCCUCCCAUCUGAGAGAGCUGGACCUGAGCUACAAUCAUCCAGGAGACUCAGGAGUGGAGCUGCUGUCUGCUGGAGUCAAGGAUCCACACUGGAGACUGGACACUCUCAGGGUGGAGCCUGGUGGAGUCCAAUACUUGAGACCAGGUCUGAGCAAGUAUUUCUGUCAACUCACCAUCGACACAAACACAGUUAACAGAGAACUACGACUGUCUAAAAACAACAGGAAGGUGACAUGGGUGAAGGAGUAUCAUUUAUAUCCCGAUCAUCCAGACAGAUUUGACCACUUUCCUCAGCUGCUGUGUAGUAAUGGUCUGACUGGUCGCUGUUACUGGGAGGUUGAGUGGAAAGGAAGAGUUCAUAUAUCAGUGAGUUACAGAGGAAUCGAAAGGAAAGGAUACAGUGAUGACUGUUUGUUUGGAUCCAACGAUCAGUCCUGGAGUCUGUUCUGCUCUGAUGAUGGCCGUUACUAUGUCAGACACAAUAACAUAGCAACAUUCAUCUCCUCCUCUGUGUCUCACAGAGUAUCAGUGUAUGUGGACUGUCCUGCUGGUUCUCUGUCCUUCUACAAAGUCUCCUCUGACAAACUGAUCCACCUUCACACCUUCAACACCACAUUCACUGAACCUCUUUAUCCUGGGUUUGGGUUGGGGUUCUGUUCUCCUGGUUCCUCAGUGUCUCUGUGUGAUGUGUCAUAGUGAGAGUUUGAUCCUGUCAGAGAAACGUUGUCACUGUUGAACAUAGUUCAGUCUGUUAAUGUCUGUCUCAUUUUCAGAUUCAUGUAUUAAACCUGUUUCUUUCUGAACCAGUUCUAAAUGAUUUCUUGUGAACUUUUUUCUCUUCCGUCCUUUAAAGAUGGAAGCUCUGAUUAUUCCAGGAUCAAAGGUUGAUGACUUGUUGUGAAGUUGUUUUCCAGUGAAUAUCAGGAUGUUUCAGUUCCACGUGUGACAAACUGUGACAUCAGAGAAGAAUCACCGAGCUGAAUGAGUGAGAAGCUUCCAGAUGUUCACAGAUGAUUGUUGAAUGUGUAGCAAUCCACGUCUGGACUGAGGUAACCUGACCUACAUGUGAACGUAACUCCCUCAUUGAAAAGCCUCUACGUCCUUUCCAGUCCCCAGAGAUAAGGAACCCUGAAUCUUUCUCCACCAUCCCAUCCCAACAUUUCACAUAUCCAAUCAAAUCAAAGAAAAAUGUGUAAAUCUCACAGGAUUCCACCUCUGCUUAUCAUGCCAAAAGGACAGGCUGGUUCAGAUGCACCAGAUCUUUCAACUUCCAUGAAACUGAUGCCGUUGUAUUCUGUGGACAAAAUGCUAUGAUGCGGAUAUUAGAUUGGUUUCUGUGUGAUGCGCAAUGCUGACCUACAGAUUUGCCAGGAAAUAUCUCAAGAACAACAAAGAGACUACAACUUAUCACAAUGCUUUUCUUUGUGUGAAUGUAUAAAACUGAAAUAAAGAUGCUCACCUUCAUUUCUUUUAACCUGUGCACCAUACAUAUAUGCUAUGUUCACCAGCUAAAUUAUGUAUCCUCAUUAUUGUGUUGCAUUUUAAGUGUUACAAUAGCUUAAUUAGUAAUGUCUAGAUUAGGCCAUUUAUAAUUUGAUUUUGCCUGCAUUUAUUAUUUGUGUAUGUUUUAGUGUUUACUUGGUGUUACAUAGGGACAAGACCAUCAUGAAUAACAUUUCAUUUGUUACAGCGUUUUAAAAAGGGACCACAUAUAAAACCUUAAUUAUCUAUGCAUUUAAUAUUGCUGUUAACCAUUCUGACUUCCCUGCUUAUUUGAGUACCAAAGUGAUUGUUGUACUGUGUCAUGGUGUGAUGGAACUUUGAGCUUGAUGAAAAGAGGAAAGCUUAGUUAUCCCAGAUUUAGGAGCGAUCCAAAUCAAAUAGUUUGAUUCCUGAUCUGAAGAGGUGGAACUCUCACCACUGGUUGAAGUCAUUUCUCCGCCCUGAAGUGACCACUGCCCCAGGGGUAUUUAAACCAGUGGCACCCUAGUUGAAUCGGAAUUCUCCUCUAUCUUCAAACUUGUUUCACUUUUCUUUUUGCGUCGCAUUACUUUUUUUUCAUUAUUCUUAAUUUUUGUAAACCUAAUGUUAAACUUUGUUACUUUAGAAAGUAAUCUCAAGUAACUCCACAAAACUGAAACUAUAGCCAACAAUAUAACCAAUUUAAUUGACUCGCUAUUUGAUACAAUACAAGCGUGGUUUCAGUUUUUUUUUUUGUUCUGUCCAGCAGUUUAACAAGCAGCAUAUCUUACGCUGAAUGCCAUAUUGUGAUGGACAGCUUUGCUUUAUCUAGAGGGGUAUAUAUAAAAUAUAUAUACUCUUCUUGAUUUAUGGUUUAUUUAAUGUUUUAUUUAGCUAAUCCCAAAUGCGUGUGAUGUUGCUGUACUGGUGGACAGGUUAAGUGUCUGCUUUAGGGUGUGUGUGCGGGACGGGGGGUUGGGGUAGGGGUGCAACCAGCUGCUGAAACCAAGCAAAUCUGUUAAGUAAACAAUCGGUGCAAAAUAAAUAAGCAGGGAUGUACCUUAGGCUAAGACAUUCAUAACUAAACAACUGUUGUACUGUGGUUUACCUUGGAGAUUAAUACUAAUACCAAUAAUAGUGUUAAGGUACAGUAUGUGCACAUACAAACAUAUAUAUAUAUAUAUAUACACAUAUACACACACACAUACACACACACACACAUGCAUUGUUAUACAUAUCCAAUACUACUUAAUAAAGUAUGAUAUACAACA
This is a messenger RNA of Betta splendens (Siamese fighting fish), 5645 nucleotides long. Its product is annotated as NLR family CARD domain-containing protein 3-like. Gene Ontology annotation, molecular function: protein binding. The record is from RefSeq and is a predicted model, not a curated record. Lineage: Eukaryota; Metazoa; Chordata; Actinopteri; Anabantiformes; Osphronemidae. The coding region runs from base 127 to 3609 and encodes 1160 amino acids. The transcript is spliced from 11 exons.